AUGAUAAGAUGCUUCGUUAAUUAUUCCAAAAAUGUUGUUCCGUUUACUCGUCUCGCGAUCCAAUUACACUCAAAAACUUCAUUGAGGACAUAUGCUGUUCCCACAAACAUUGAAUUGGAUCAAAUUUUUAAUGCCAGGGGGACCGUGAGAACAAGAGAGCGAACAAAAACUGCGAAAUCGACGUUGGAUCGGAGAGCCGAUAACAAAAGAGAGAGAGAGAACUUAAAAGGGAAACAAUCGGAUGGAUUCAAUAACGACAAGGAGGAAAGUAAUGAAAAUAAACAGGAACCUUCUGAUGAGGAUCGAAGGAGGGAAUUAGUAAACAAGAUGCGAAAGUUCUUCGCUGUUGCUCUUUUCUCCUAUGGAGUUUUAUAUAUGAUUAGUCCAAGUUCCGAUGGACCUGCAGGCGUAGUUGGAACUACUUGGAGUGAUUUCGUCAACAAUAUACUACCUACUGGACAAAUCAGUAAAAUCAUAGUCUUCCCAGAGAAAGAAGUGGCUUUCAUCUACAUGUAUGCUGGUGCAAAAAAUCUCAGAGGGGAGCCUUUAGAAGCGUUGUACAGGAUUUCGAUUCCUUCAGUUCCAAGAUUUGAGUCGGAAGUGCGCGCUGCGGAAAUGGCUAUCGGACUUCCUCCUGAGCACUGGACUCCCGUACAGUUCCGACGAAUGGAGUCUGUAGCUCAAUGGUUCACCCUGAUACUAGCUUCUGGCCUAAUCAUAGGAGCUUUUCUACUUUUCAGAAAAUUCAAGGGAGCAUUCAACUUGAGUGAUAUGAUGUCUAACGUAACGAAAACAAAGUUUAACAUCAUUGAUCCUCAUAGCCCCGAAGGUAAAAAACAGCUCAAAAUAAAGUUCAAGGAUGUUGCUGGAUGUCACGAAGCAAAACAAGAAAUUUCAGAGUUUGUUGAUUAUCUCAAAAAUCCUACAAAAUACACUCGAUUGGGGGCAAAGUUACCCAGAGGAGCUAUACUCACUGGCCCUCCUGGUUGUGGUAAAACUUUGUUAGCCAAAGCUUUAGCAGCUGAAUCAACUGCUCCUUUUAUCUCUAUGAAUGGUUCGGAGUUUGUUGAGAUGAUUGGAGGGCUUGGAGCUUCUCGUAUCCGAGGGCUGUUCAAAGAGGCUCGUGCUAGGGCUCCUUGUAUAGUAUACAUCGAUGAAAUUGACGCUGUUGGUCGAAAAAGAAGUGAAGGUGGAGGAAAGUCAGGCGGUGUUGGCGGAGGAUCAAACGAAGAAGAACAAACAUUGAAUCAACUAUUAGUUGAAAUGGAUGGAAUGGGGAGUGGUCAAGGAAUAAUAGUUUUGGCUAGUACCAAUAGACCUGAUAUUUUGGAUAAAGCUCUAUUGCGUCCUGGCAGGUUUGAUCGUCAUAUCUCUAUCGACCUGCCCACUGUUAUAGAGAGAAAGGAGAUGUUUGAACUAUAUUUGAAAAGAAUUAAGCUGGAUCAUUCGCCUCAAGGCUAUUCUCAGCGCUUAGCUCAAAUGACACCUGGUUUUUCUGGAGCUGAUAUUUUCAAUGUGGUUAACGAAUCUGCCAUCCGAGCUGCAGCUUUGCAGCACAAACUGGUUUCUAUCAAAGAUAUAGAAUAUGCUCUAGAUCGAGUACUAGCAGGAGCUGAAAAACGUUCGCGCACGUUAGUCGAGGAAGAAAGAGAGGUUGUUGCCUAUCAUGAAGCCGGGCACGCUUUAACAGGCUGGUUGCUAGAACAUACAGACGCCCUACUCAAGGUCACGAUAAUUCCUCGGACAUCUGCAGCUCUGGGGUUCGCACAGUAUAGUCCGAAAGACAAGAAAUUAUAUAACAAGGAAGAGCUGUUCGACAGAAUGUGUAUGAUGUUAGGAGGAAGAUGUGCAGAGAACUUCAAAUUCGGGCGUAUUACCACAGGGGCUGAGGACGAUUUGAAAAAAGUCACGCGUUCAGCUUAUUCGCAAGUAAAAGUUUACGGCAUGUCGACUAACAUAGGGCCUUUAUCUUUUCCAACAGGGGACGAUUUCAAUAUCAAACCGUAUAGCAAAAAAAUGGGAGCUGAGUUUGAUCAGGAAGCGUCUGCCAUAGUUGGUCAAGCUUACAAAAUGACCGAUACAUUAAUAAGAAAAAAUGCUGAUAAGCUAGAACUUAUCGCGCAAUCCCUGUUGAAGCAGGAAGUGUUAUCGUAUGACGAUGUCAGAAAGCUCAUUGGGCCUCCUCCUUUUGGGGAUAAGUCUGUUGUAGAUUUUGUGGAGUCUGUCCUUCCAAAAGAGAAUGAUCAAUAG
Messenger RNA from Auanema sp. JU1783, 2250 nucleotides. Lineage: Eukaryota; Metazoa; Nematoda; Chromadorea; Rhabditida; Rhabditidae. The record is from the annotation of a GenBank genome assembly.